Molecule: messenger RNA, 4443 nt
Organism: Danaus plexippus (monarch butterfly)
Lineage: Eukaryota; Metazoa; Arthropoda; Insecta; Lepidoptera; Nymphalidae
Product: mitogen-activated protein kinase kinase kinase 12-like
Exons: 7
Coding region: 164-1753 (529 amino acids)
Biological process (GO): protein phosphorylation
Molecular function (GO): JUN kinase kinase kinase activity; ATP binding
Source: RefSeq, a predicted model, not a curated record
UCCGCUGUUCGAUGAUAUGCUUCAUUCAUAUAUCUGUUAUCGAAGGGGGAAGGUGUAUUGCGAUGAAAUUAAAUUAAAAAUAUGAGUUUAGAGUCUAAUUAACUAUUAUUUGAUUAAAAUCAGUGAUUGCUUUUAUUUGAACAUUUGUGGUAUCCUGUAAACAAUGGAUCAAUUAGCUCAAUUUGAGUUUAAUGCUGCUCGCUACACAAUGAAGGACGAUUAUCAGGGCUAUGGAUCUCCAGCUUUGGAGCGUGAUAAAAAGACUAUGUUUUGGAUGAGUGGUGUACUCGAUUGUUUUUCUACCGUUGUAUCCUUGUUCAAGACUUCUGAAUUUGAUGUAUCUCAAGAGGAUGACUGGGAAGUACCCUUCGAGGCUAUUACUGAUAUGGUAUAUCUUGGAUCUGGAGCACAGGGUGUGGUAUUUGGUGGAAAUUUAAAAGGAGAAAUGGUGGCAGUGAAAAAAUUAAGAGAUAAAAGUGAAGCUAAUAUAAAACAUCUGAGGAAACUAAAUCAUGAUAAUAUUGUGAGGUUUAGGGGCGUGUGUACAGUGGCUCCAUUCUACUGUAUUGUAAUGGAGUAUUGUCAGUAUGGGCCCCUAUUUGACUUUCUCCAUAGUGGAGUUUCUUUCACACCUAAGCAAAUAAUCAGAUGGGGGAGGGAUAUUGCUCUUGGCAUGAGCUAUCUUCACACACAUAAGAUCAUUCAUCGUGAUCUGAAAAGUCCCAAUAUAUUGAUUGCAGACAAUCUGGUGGUCAAAGUAAGUGAUUUUGGUACUAGUCGUGAAUGGAAUGAUGUCAGUGCUAUAAUGAGUUUCACUGGAACUGUAGCCUGGAUGGCUCCAGAAGUAAUCCGUCAUGAGCCCUGUUCUGAGAGGGUUGAUGUUUGGUCUUAUGGGGUUGUCUUGUGGGAACUUCUAACACAGGAAGUUCCUUAUAAAAAUCUUGAAACUCAUGCUAUAAUGUGGGGCGUGGGAACUGAUACUAUAACCCUUCCAAUACCAACUACUUGCCCCAGCAGUUUGCAAUUGCUGAUAAAUCAAUGCUGGAAUCGUACACCUCGCAGCAGACCACCAUUCAAGAUAAUUGCCGCUCAUCUGGAUAUGGCGGGUGAAGAUUUGUGCUCUAUGGACAUGGAAAGUUUUAAUAACACUCAAGCUCGCUGGCGCCAAGAAGUUCAUCAGGCUAUGGAAAGGCUCUACGCUAAACAUGACAAAACAGCACCAGAUUCUGUCGCACAACGUCGUGAGCAUUUGAAACACGCUCGUGACGUUCGUUAUGUAUACGAGCAGCAACUGUCACGAGCCAACGAGCUCUAUAUGGAGGUGUGUGCUGUGCGCCUUCAGUUAGAACAGCGCGAGAGGGUCAUUGCUGAGCGUGAGAAUGCUUUGAGCAGUUGCCGUUGCGGCAUUCGCAAGACGUUCAAAUAUUUCCAUCGUCAGACGUCGUCCUCGUCCGACAGCAUGAGGAAUCUUCCGGCCAACUUCGACAGCCGCCGCAGAAGGAGGAAGAUCGAGGCUGAAAAGAAGAACUUAUCACAAAUGAUGGUAAACUACUCCAAGGAUGACGGACAGACUGUGACCGUCGCAGUGGACGACAGCGUGUCGUGCUUGUGCGAGGAGAAUGGAAACGUUACCGUCUCCAUCAAAGACACCGUCAUCGAGGACAAUGGAAACGUCGUUGUAACUGAUAACACGCUCCACAAGGAUACACUCGCACUCAACGAUAACUACAUGCCUGAUAUGGCACAUGUUUAAAUAUCUCAUUAAAAUCUCAGUACGUGUAAAGCGGAUUAUGAUAUUAUAAUUAUGUAUGUAGUAUAUCGAGACUAAGUGAUUGCUUAUUAGCGAUUAUUUAAUUAUAACCUUUUGAUCUCUCGCCUUUUAAAGGACUGGCCUAAAGGAUCUCAGUAUUGAUUUUUAUCUUAUAAAACUAUAUUAGGUAUAUUUUAGUUGCUGUAGUGAAUUAGCAAUGGAAAAUUAAAAAAAAAUGCAAUUGUAGUUGUUAUCACCAAUUACAAUAAACUUUUAAAGUUCAAUCUAAAUCACAAAAAUAUUAUUAAAAGACCAUCUUUGUAGUUGAUAAGAAUUUAAAUUUCUUUCAAUGAAGUUCUAACAGCGUGUAAGUAGUUCUUUUACUUUAUUUGUCUUUUUUACAUAGUCAAAGAAGACAAAAAAAAAAUGUUUCUUUUCAUCAACUCUAUAAUUAAUAUUAUUUUAAAUACCUUUUUCAAACCUUCUCUAUCUCUUAACCUAUCUUUUCAAACAGUCACUUGGAUUUCCUCUAAAGUUACUUAAAAUCUACGCCCUGUUGGAACUCCACUGACAUCAUUAAUUCAUAUGUAUGUAUGAAGUGUUUCAAAUUAUUAUAAAAGUUUAAUUCGAAAUAAAAAUAAAUUUAAAUGUAGAUGUCAUAGAUAUAGAUUCAUAUUUUAGAAGUAUACAUUGUCUUUGAUUCAUGUAAUGUAUCGAUUUCUGUCUUGAAUUUAAUAAAGUCCGCGAAUAUAAGAAACUUUCACUCGGCCGUUAGUCACUGGGGUGAGAGGUUACUAUAAAGACAAUGUAGUAAAAAAUAAAUGUCGACCGAUAGUUUUCGUGGACGCUUAUUAGAAUUUGAUAGUAAAUUCGCGAAAGUUGACAAACGUUUUAUUAUUGUAUUAUAUUAUGCAUGCACGUACGCCUUAAGAUUACUAGAAUUAAUUUACAUCACUUCUAAAAAUUUGUAAAUAUGAUUUUUUUUUCGAAUAUUUAUUCCUCCUUGGGAUCAAAGAUGAUGAUUAUGGAAAAUUUUAUAGAAUUUUAUACAUAUUAAUCCCUAUUUUUAUAUUUUUAACCUUAUUUCCUCAUAAAUAUAUAUGAAUUCAUCUACUGUCAUUCUAUAUUCAAAAAAUGUAUGUGCUAUAUGAUAAAUUCUAUUAAUAUAUUUUAGUAUAGAUAUUGCCUAAGUGUUGCUGCUUAGUGAUUUCAAUGAGGGUAGGCUGACGAUAGCCGUUGUGAUGACGAAUUCAAAUGAACGUGCAGCUGCGAUAUGAGUGUUUGGUAGAUUAUAUAUUCUUAUAGAAGCUUUGAUAUACUGUAGAUUGUAUUAGAAAAAAUAAGAUUUCAUAGUAACUUAUAUACCUGCUUUAUGAUGUAAAAAAAAAAAAUUUCGUAAUAUUUUUUCUCGAAUUUGCACUUGCAUUGAUAUAUGUUCUUAGAAGUUUUAUAGUUAUAGUUACUUAGAUGUUUAAAGGAAAGCAUUUAAUAUGUUACAAACAAAAGUUAACCUUUAUAACUGCUAUUUCUAUAAAACAUAUAAUAUUUUCCCAUUUUAUUAGAAAUUAAGUGUAAUUUGUAGAUUAUUUCAAAUAUUGUGCAAGAUUUAUCUAAUAAGACUUAGAUUGUGAGCAUGUAUGUUCAAUAUGCGUAUAAAGUAAAUAAUUAUUGAUAUUAGAAUAGUAGAAUAGUUAACGCGGCUUCGAACUAGAUUUACAAACACUAAAAUAUAUAUAGAAUCGAUUUUUCAUCGUUCGCUUGAAAAGUACAUUGAUGUUAAAUUAUAACAUGAUUUCAAUUAUAUGUCUUUGUCUAAGAAAAAUUAUAGUUGGCACAAACAGUAUGUAAUAUUUAAAGUGCAUGUUUUAGGACAUUCCCUGUAAUUGUUAAGUGUUAUUCCUUAAUCGUAAAUUAUAGACUGCACACGACUUUUUGAUGUAUCUUUACUCUUUCUACAAAUAUUUUGCUAAUACCUUAGAUCAACUUGAUGUUUGUCUGAUAUUGUGAUUAAAAUACUUUACCGAUAGGUACUUAAUGUUGGACAGUCGUACAACAAACUGAGUAUGUUAAUUUGAUAUGUUACAAUCUAUUUAUAAAACAAAUAAUAAAUAUAACAUCUAAUUAGUAAUACCCAAAGUCAUUAAAACCGAAAUUUAAAGUAGGAAGUCUUGGAUUAUCACUCAUUAAAAUUAAUUAUACAGUAUUAUUUUGGAUACUUACGACGAAUGUAAUUUAUAUUAAAAUUCAUUUAAAUUUGUCAUUUAUGGUGUAAAUGUAGACCAGUUGAUGUUAAAAUGUCAGUGUCAUUUAGUUUAUCAUUUUCAUACAGAUGAUUUUUUCGUUAAAUUUGAAAUAUCUCUAUAUAAAUGUCUUAGUGUUUCCUACACUGUACUCAAGAUUAUAACAAAAAAUAAGAACUUUGACAUUGGCAAAAUAUUCCACUAUUCCAGUGUGAAUGAAGCCUUAAAAAAAAUCUUUAUUGAUAAUAUUUUACGUGUGUUUAUAGAUUUAUAUUAAAUUAACAAUUUUACUCUUAAUUCAAUCUUCUAGUACUUUAAUUCUUGAAUACUUUAGUUUUAGUAACGAUCUAGUCUCUAAAUUUCGUUUUAUCUCAGCAUGGAUUAUAGUCAUCUUAAAAAUAUAUUAUAUAUAACUUUAAUUGUAGUAUGAAAAAUAAAUAACUGUGACUUCUA